ACUUUCGAGUGCAAGCAAGCUCUCAGUGCGCAGCUGCCCACUCAACAUGGUUUGAUACCUGGAAAGGGGAUACAUCAGCAUCCGGCAAACACUAAAGUAGAGGACCAGGAAUACUUUUCUUAUCGCCUACCAGUGCUCAGCGUGUGUUUUGUUUUCAUACCCGGUGGGUGCCCAUAGUUUUCCUGGAGGCUGCCAGGUGAGAUCAUCAUAUUGCUGCCCGAAUCAAAGAAACACCAACACAAAGCUCAUCCGCAGAGUUUACAAUUUACCUGGUUCUGUGAGGAGUUUAAGAGUCCGAACGCAUGAAUAGAUGCAGAGCAUGGUCCAUUGUCAUCCUACAGAGAAGUGACAGUGUCCUUGCCAGGCUCGCUGGGAGAGGACCAUGGCCCUGAGCGAUGCAAGCGGCGACCCUCUGGCCCUUAGCAACGGAGGGCACCAUCCUUUCAGCGGCAACGGAAAUGCCCCUUCAAACACCAGCACACCAGUCAGCAACGGCCAGGACCCUCUCACAGCUGCCUCUAGUGGAGACUGCCCUGCAGCAGAUGGAGACGAAGAUGUUAUAGUGAAGGACGCAGCGUCUAAAGUUCAGCAGAAGCAGCAGAGCUCACAUGUUGUCCAGAGAACAAACAGGCCGAGCCAAAAUGGUGGUGUGGUCAAACAGAACGGCGCCCUGAGGAACCUUCCCCCAUCCUCUGCCGCCUCUCCCUCCCCAGCCAUCAUAGACUCCCAGAGGCUGGCCGAACGCCAUCUUCCCUCCACUCUCUCCCCAUCCUCUUCCUCCCCUCCUCUCCAGCCCCCGCCGCUCUGCUGCCAGUACUGUCACUUCCACUCCACCCUGUGCUGCCCCUGUGGACAGCAGGAGUGCCCGCUCUUCCAGAAUCCAGGCACAGGCCCAGGGCCCGGUUCCGUACCCCACCCUGGAACCACUUCAUCCUGCCCGUGCUGCCUCUCUGCCUGCUCAUACUCUCACCCCCAUCCUCCUCAUCCAUCCUCCCCUCUCUGUCUCCAUCACCACCAUCACCAGCGCUGGCAGGAGCACCUCCAGAACCAGACACCUGGAAUCAGCCCUGCAAGGCCCUUUCGAUUCCCCAAAAGCUAUGCCGAGCUGAUAGCUGAUUGGCCAGUGGUGGUGCUGGGGGUGUGCACAGUGCUCAUCGUGGUGUGUGCCCUAGUGGGCAUCCUGGUGCCUGACCUGCCUGAUUUCUCUGACCCACUGCUGGGUUUUGAGCCACGGGGAACAGCCAUUGGCCAGCGACUGGUCACAUGGAACAACAUGGUGAAGAACACAGGCUACAAAGCCACACUAGCCAACUACCCCUUCAAAUACGCUGAUGAGCAAGCCAAAAAUCACCAAGAGCCCAGGUGGCCCGAGGACCACUUUGACAGAGACAAACGGCAAGCAGAGUGGGACUUCAGUAAAGAGUUCUUCUGUGAUGUUCCAGGUGACAGUUACUCUAGACUGGUGUUCACAUCAGCUGAGGGGAAGAACCUGUGGAGUAUUCAGGCCAUCAAAUCCAUGUGCAAUCUGGACAACACAAGGGUGCGUUCCCAUCGUGACUACUGGAGUCUUUGUCAGCGCACCAAUGACGCCUCCUGUUGCCCCAGUUGGACACUUGGUAACUACAUUGCCGUCCUCACCAACAGGUCGUCCUGCCAGAAGAUCACAGAGCGUGAUGUAUCGCAUACGCUCAAGAUCCUGCGCUCGUGUGCCAAGUACUACCACAAUGGCACACUGGGACCCGACUGCUGGGACAUGGCCCUGCGACGGAAAGACCAGCUGAAGUGCGCCAGUGUUCCCCGGAAGUGCACCAAGUACAACGCCGUCUACCAAAUCCUUCACUUCCUGGUGGACAAAGACUUCCUUAGUCCCAAGAGCCUGGAGAAUCCUCCACCUGUGCUCAAAUACAGCAUGCUCUUCUCCCCCACAGAGAAAGGAGAGUCUAUGAUGAACAUUUACUUAGACAAUUUUGAGAACUGGAACUCUUCAGACGGCGUCACCACAAUCACAGGGAUCGAGUUUGGCAUCAAACACGACCUCUUUCAGGACUACCUCCUCACAGAUACAGUGUAUCCUGCCAUAGCCAUAGUGAUCGUCCUUCUGGUCAUGUGUGUGUACACACGCUCGGUUUUCAUCACUCUAAUGACAAUAAUAGCCAUCAUCAGUUCACUGAUUGUGUCUUACUUUCUUUACCGAAUGGUCUUCAACUUUGAGUUCUUCCCCUUCAUGAACCUCACGGCCCUCAUCAUCCUGGUAGGCAUUGGGGCAGAUGACGCCUUUGUGCUUUGCGAUGUGUGGAACUACACCAAGUUUGAUAAGCCACAUGCUGAGCUGGCAGAGACAGUCAGUGUGACCCUACAACAUGCCGCCCUGUCUAUGUUUGUCACCAGCUUCACCACUGCUGCAGCUUUUUAUGCCAAUUACGUCAGUAACAUCACCGCCAUACGCUGUUUUGGUGUCUACGCGGGUACUGCCAUAUUGGUGAACUAUAUUCUCAUGGUGACAUGGCUUCCAGCCGUGGUGGUGCUACAUGAACGCUACCUGCCUAAUGUGUUCCCCUGCUCCAAGCCUCCACACCAAGAAAGAGGUUACUGCACCCAGAUGUUCUGGGCAGGUCUUUGUCAGAAGGCCAACAAAUGCCUGUUUACUGUCUCUGAGGCGUCUAGGAUAUUUUUUGAGAAGGUGCUGCCCUGCAUCGUCAUCAAACUGCGCUACCUCUGGCUCUUCUGGUUCCUCGCCAUCACGGUGGGCGGGGCCUAUGUGGUUUGUGUCAACCCAAAGAUGAAGCUCCCGUCUCUGGAGCUGGCAGAGUUUCAGGUUUUCCGAUCCUCGCACCCAUUUGAGCGCUACGAUGCAGAGUACAAGAAACUUUUCAUGUUUGAGAGGGUUCAUCAUGGCGAGGACCUCCACAUGCCUAUCACCAUCAUCUGGGGUGUGACACCUCUGGAUAAUGGGGACCCUUUGAACCCCAAAAACAAGGGAAAGCUGAUGCUGGAUAACAGCUUCAACAUUGCCAGUCCAGCAUCUCAGCUGUGGAUCCUCAACUUCUGCCAAAAGCUGCGAAAUCAGAGCUUUGUCUUUCAGUCAGAGGAGCAGGACUUCACCAGCUGCUUCAUCGAGACAUUCAAACAGUGGAUGGAGAACCAGGACUGUGAGGAGGCUUCUGUCUACCCCUGCUGCAGUCAGUCCACAUUCCCCUACAAGCAAGAUGUCUUUGAGUUGUGCAUCAAGAGAGCCAUCAUGGAGCUGGAUCGGAGUACUAACUACCAUCUAGACAGCAAGACCCCUGGACCUCGAUUCGACAUCAAUGACACCAUCAGAGCCAUAGUGUUGGAGUUCCAGAGUACCUACCUCUUCACACUGGCCUAUGAGAAGAUGUACCAGUUCUACCGGGAGGUGGACACCUGGAUCACUGAGGAGUUGCGGUAUGCCCCAGCAGGCCUCAGCCACGGCUGGUUGAUCAGCAACCUGGAGUUCUAUGACCUCCAGGACAGUCUGUCAGAUGGCACUCUGGUUGCCAUGGCGCUGUCAGUGGCUGUGGCUUUCAGCGUCAUGCUCCUGACCACCUGGAAUGUCAUCAUCAGUCUGUACGCCAUCCUGUCGAUUGCCGGGACCAUAUUUGUCACAGUCGGCUCCCUGGUGCUUCUGGGCUGGGAGCUGAACGUCUUGGAGUCCGUUACCAUUUCUGUGGCGGUGGGUCUGUCUGUGGACUUUGCCGUCCACUACGGCGUGGCCUACCGGCUCGCCCCUGAGCCUGACCGUGAGGGAAAGGUGAUUUUCUCCCUCAGCCGCAUGGGCUCUGCUAUCGCAAUGGCGGCACUGACCACCUUUGUUGCUGGGGCCAUGAUGAUGCCCUCGACCGUAUUAGCCUACACCCAGCUGGGCACGUUCAUGAUGCUGAUCAUGUGCAUCAGCUGGGCCUUUGCUACCUUCUUCUUUCAGUGCAUGUGUCGCUGCCUUGGACCCCAGGGGACCUGUGGCCAGAUCCCCCUGCCCAAAAAGCUGCAGUGUCAGGUGUUCUCUGAGGUCACAUCUACAAGCCCUUCAACUCAAGGGAAAGGCUCUGGCCUGGGGAAGUACCAACUGGACAGCAGGGGUGGGGAGGUGGAGCAUUAUGAGUUAGAGCCGUUGGCAUCCACUCAGAAAACUGAAGAUAAACCCAGAGAGGAGCAGGAGGUGUGUGCUCCGCUUUAUAAUGGAAUCCCUGCUCACCACCACACCGCCCCAUAUUCACACAUCCAUUAUAAGAGUAAAACUGAGACUUGCAGAAGUGGCUCUGAGAAUGGGCUUGUAGCUGCGCUGAGCACACCAUCCAGGUGCCAGUACUCUCAGAGCACUAACUGCAUAUGUGGGGACCCUCCUCCUCCUCCUCCUCCUCCUCCUCCUCCUCCUCCUCACCUGCCUCAGCAGUGGACCCCCCACUCCUGUGCUCAGCCUCCCCAGGACUCUCCUUCCUGCCCUCCCACCCCUCAGCUCUUCCCCCUCUCAGGAAACACCCCGAGCAAACAAAAUGCGGCCCUGUUACCUACAAACCUGGACCCAGUCUACACACACAUGGAGUGCCGUAUGCACUAUGUCCACUGUCCCCCUGCCCAUUUCCACCACUGCUCCCAGGGAAGAGUAGUGGCCCCCAGGCAAGGACCUGCCCACAGCUGCCAUCUCAGGAAGUACUGUGUCCACACUGCAAGCCUGCAGGCUGGUUCAGCCAGAGAACAGAGAUCCACGACCACAGCUUUGAACCAGGACACAGGCCCAGCUCCUGGUUCAAUGACUGGCUCAGAGCCUGUAGGACACGAGGAUGAUCAUAGACAUGAAAUGAGGCCCUCAAGCCUUGACAGUUGCCAAAAUAUCAGUGCCCCAGCCCCGACACAACCUCAAACUCAAUGCCCCCCAACCUCACUGGGCUCACCACACACAACCAGUCAUGAAAGACAGAAAGCAAGGGACAGUGACCAUUGUUGUGGUGAUAACCAUGUGUCCACCACAACCACAGAUACAACAAUGCAGAUGGAUCCUUGUUGUAAAAUCCCUGGCAACCAGGAGAAGCUCGAAAGUAUUCCCGUCAGACGGGAGGAAAGUGUCAAAAAGUGCAAGCGGAACUCCAAAGGACAGCGGGGGUCCUCCGCCUCUCCAAAUAAGCUCUAUUGUUUUAACAGGACGUUAAAAGUGAAGUGCAAUUCAGCUUCAGAGUUUAACAUGCCAAAAACUGAAACCAGAGUGCCUCCUAUUGCAAUAAAGACUAAUCCCUCUUCUGAAAGCUUAUGUUGAUGAUCAAUUGAUAUUUUAAUAAAAGCUCAAUCCAGAACAAAUAGCAAAUGUCCAAAAAAGGAAUGACACAUACAAUGUCUCUGUGCAAUCAAACAAGGUUUGUGAUGUGUUUGUUGACCAAGUGCCUCAAUGUGUUUCAUAAAACAGCAUGGACCCACUAAAUAUAUUCUGUUUACAUGUUUCUUUUUGUACUUACCAGGUCUUUACGUGCCAGAUUAUAUGAUUUUACAGUGAAACACGCACCAUUGUUAAAGCUACAUCAUUAUGGGAAAUUAACUUUUCACAAAGGCACUUCCUUGACAUUUUGCUAACUUAAGUGUUAAAUAUACUCAUACAGCUGCCAUUUGCACCGACAUGAAAUCGCACAGUAUCUAUAUUGCUAUAUUGUGUGUAAUUAUCAAUAUAUGUUGUCAGAUAUGAUCACAUCAACCCUAACUAAAAUGUGCCACAUUUUACAAGCUGAUAAAAAGUUGUUGCCUGACACUUUUUGUAGUUGUGGGAGCUAGUGUUAAAUUCUGUGUGCUCUUGUGUUAAAGUCGCCACAUGCCUCAGAUAGAUGUACUGUAUGAUUAAAAUGUCUUUUUUUUUUAAUCAC
Molecule: messenger RNA, 5861 nt
Organism: Siniperca chuatsi (mandarin fish)
Lineage: Eukaryota; Metazoa; Chordata; Actinopteri; Centrarchiformes; Sinipercidae
Gene: disp1
Product: dispatched homolog 1 (Drosophila)
Exons: 12
Coding region: 383-5266 (1627 amino acids)
Cellular component (GO): membrane
Source: RefSeq, a predicted model, not a curated record